GAGCACGUGACUUCGUUCCGGUUCGCCAAAGAUGGCGGCGCCCAGAGGUCUAGCGUGAGAGUGGUUAGUGGGAGUCGCUGUUCAUUUGUAUUGGAAUCAAACAAGUGGGACCGUGCGCCAUGUCGCGACUGAUCGUGAAGAACCUCCCGAAUGGGAUGAAGGAGGAGCGGUUCAGGCAGCUGUUCACCGCCUUCGGCACGCUGACGGACUGCAGUCUCAAGUUCACCAAAGAUGGCAAGUUCCGCAAGUUUGGCUUCAUCGGCUUCAAGUCGGAGGAAGAGGCCCAGACGGCGCUGAACCAUUUCAACAGGAGCUUUAUUGACACGUCCCGGAUCACGGUGGAGUUCUGCAAAUCGUUUGGGGACCCCACAAAGCCCCGGGCUUGGAGCAAACAUGCCCAGAAACCAAGCCAGUCCAAGCCUCCUCCGAAAGACAGAGCCUCCGUUCCCCCGGAAACUAAGAAAGAUGACGGGAAGGAAAAGGUAGCAGGUGACCUGGAGAAGCUGAAGGAGGAUGACAAGUUCCGGGAGUUCCUGUCGGUUCACCAGAAGCGGACGCAGGUGGCCAUCUGGGCGAACGAUGCCCUGGAUGCUGAGCCCUCGAAAGGGAAGAGCAAGCCAGCCAAUGACUAUCUGAACUUUGACUCCGACUCAGGGCAGGAGAGUGAGGAGGAGGGGGCCGUGGAGGACCUGGGAGAGGAGGGUGACGGCCCUGAACCCAAGGCAGCGGCGCAGAAGGAGCUGUCGGACAUGGAUUACCUGAAGUCCAAGGUGGUGCAGGCUGGGUCAUCGUCAUCCUCGGAGGAGGAGGAGAGUGAGGAUGAAGCCAUGAACUGUGAGGAAGGGAGCGAGGCCGAGGAGGAGGGUUCCUGCGCCACCCCCGCCCAGCGGGACCGAGAGAGGACAGGGGCCGUGCCCGGGAAUGCAAAGCCAGAGGUGGCCCGAGCCAAGACAGAGAAACCAGCAAACCAGAAGGAACCCACCACCCCCCACACCGUGAAGCUGCGGGGAGCCCCCUUCAAUGUCACAGAGAAAAAUGUUAUAGAAUUCCUGGCACCCCUGAAACCAGUGGCCAUUCGGAUAGUAAAAAAUGCUCAUGGAAACAAAACAGGGUACAUCUUUGUGGAUUUCAGCAGCGAAGAGGAAGUGAAGAAAGCUCUGAAAUGCAACAGAGAGUACCUGGGUGGGCGCUACAUCGAGGUGUUCCGGGAGAAAAACAUCCCUCCGGCCAAGGCGCCCCUGAAGAACACCGCCAAACCCUGGCAAGGCCGGACGCUCGGGGAGCUUGAAGAUGAGGAGGACCUGGCCGACUCCGGGAGGCUCUUUGUGCGAAACCUGCCCUACACCAGCACUGAGGAGGACCUGGAGAAGCUCUUCUCCAAAUAUGGCCCCCUGUCUGAGCUGCACUGCCCCAUCGACAGCCUGACCAAGAAGCCCAAAGGCUUUGCCUUUGUGGCCUUCAUGUUCCCAGAGCACGCGGUGAAGGCCUACGCGGAGGUGGAUGGGCAGGUGUUCCAGGGCAGGAUGCUCCACGUGUUACCAUCCACCAUUAAGAAGGAAUCCAGCGAGGACACCGACACCCCGGGGUCAUCGUCUUACAAGAAGAAGAAAGAGUCAAAAGACAAAGCCAACAGCUCCAGCUCCCACAACUGGAACACGCUGUUCAUGGGCCCCAACGCGGUGGCCGACGCCAUCGCUCAGAAGUACAGCGCCACCAAGAGUCAAGUGUUUGACCACGAGACCAAGGGCAGCGUGGCCGUGCGCGUGGCCCUGGGGGAGACCCAGCUCGUCCAAGAGGUGCGACGCUUCCUCAUCGACAACGGAGUCAGCCUGGAUUCCUUCAGCCAGGCCGCAGCGGAGCGAAGCAAGACUGUGAUUCUGGUGAAGAACCUCCCGGCGGGCACCCUGGCGGCCGAGCUGCAGGAGACCUUCAGCCGCUUCGGCAGCCUGGGCCGCGUGCUGCUGCCCGAGGGCGGCGUCACCGCCAUUGUGGAGUUCCUGGAGCCGCUGGAGGCCCGCAGGGCCUUCCGACACCUGGCCUACUCCAAGUUCCACCACAUCCCCUUGUAUCUGGAGUGGGCUCCAGUGGGCGUCUUUUCCAGCCCAGCCCCACAGAAGAAAGAACCCCAAGAUACACUGGCAGAACCUGACAAACAGGACACGACGGAGCCGGAAACAGACUGCAAGACCCCAGAAGGUGAAAAGCCAAAAGAGGGGGAAGCAGACAACGUUUCAGCAAAGAUGGAAGAAGAGGAGGAGGAGGAAGACGAGGAGGAGGAGAGCCUUCCCGGGUGCACCCUGUUCAUCAAAAAUCUCAACUUCAGCACGACUGAGGAGACGCUGAAGGCGGUGUUUUCCAAAGUGGGCCUGGUCAAGAGCUGCUCUAUUUCCAAGAAGAAGAACAAAGCAGGAGCGCUGCUGUCCAUGGGGUUUGGAUUCGUGGAAUACAGGAAGCCGGAGCAGGCCCAGAAAGCCCUCAGGCAGCUGCAGGGUCACGACGUGGACGGCCACAAGCUGGAAGUGAGGAUCUCGGAACGAGCCACCAAGCCAGCCCCGACAUCCGCUCGGAAGAAACAGAUCCCCAGAAAGCAGACAACCUCCAAGAUCCUGGUGCGGAACAUCCCCUUCCAGGCUGACAGCCGCGAGAUCCGAGAGCUUUUCAGCACCUUCGGGGAGCUGAAGACCGUCCGCUUGCCAAAGAAGAUGACCGGGACAGGCACACACAGAGGGUUCGGCUUCGUCGACUUUCUCACCAAGCAGGACGCAAAGAGAGCCUUCAACGCCCUGUGUCACAGCACCCACUUGUAUGGCCGGAGGCUGGUCCUGGAGUGGGCUGACUCCGAGGUGACUCUGCAGGCCCUGCGGCGGAAGACAGCUGAGCACUUUCACGAGCCCCCGAAGAAAAAGCGGUCUGUGGUGUUGGAUGAGAUCCUGGAGCAGCUGGAAGACAGUGAGAAUGACGGCGAGGAGCAAACCCUUCAGCUGUGAGCUGGCACCGAGCGGAUCCAAAGAGGAUGGUGCUCAUGGAGGCAGGGGAGAGAUGCUGCCUUUUUCAGAGCAGAGGAGAGAUUGUACCUUCCAUCCCAUGUGCCUGGACAGCCUUCUGCCUCUUCAGACCCUGAGGGGAAGCCUGACUUUCUCCGUCCAAGCACCACACUGGCUCGCCCCGGCUGCAGAAUGAACUUGGAACUUCAACUCACAGGAGGCCAGCCCUUAGGGCUUGCUCCCCGCAGGAGCAAAGCCAUCCUCAAACCACGAGUGACAAGUGGCCUGUGAACGGGAACUUCGGCUCCCUUCUCUGUUGGAGAAUCGCCCUCCUGUUCCUGUGCAGUUUUUAAAUGUUUCUUCUUCUUUGGUUUUUUUCCUUCACUAUAUAUAUAUAUAUAUAUCAGAUUCUUAUACGAAAACAAGAUGGCUUUUAAACUUCGUGCCCGGAACAGCCGUCUGCGUUACGCUGACAACACGGAGGGUGAGACCCGCGGUCCCGUCCGUGUUCUGGCUGUUGACCUGGCGCAGAUAAGCCCCUUCCAGCCGCCCCGCCAGCCCUCUCCCUCCGCCCUCCUUCGCUCUAUUCAGGGAAACGAGGUUUUGCUUUUCAGCCCCAUUUCUGGUUACAUAUGUACACGGCUGAUAAAAUAUUCCUCUUCACCCCUUCUCCCCAUGGGACCCGCCAUCUUACGGGAAGAGGGUUUGUAUGACAGCGACCGCGACAGCCCGCGUGUCGCCUGGAAACCGUGGCGGUGGCAGGGGGUGGGGUGGUGGCGGCUCUCUUCCCACGGCUCCUCUUUAUUCAGAUUCCCUCUUCUGGUUGUGAGAACGGUGUCGCUGGGGAGGAGAGGCCUGGGCCUCCUCCGUGGGCUCCGGUCAAGGCCGGACGGUGGCCCUCCCGUCCUUGAAAGGGGAAAUGUUACCAAAGUCCUGCCCUCUUGCUGCCUGGCCGCAGCCACCUCCCCUGAACGUCACCUGGGGCCACCCAGACAUGCAGAGAGGGUGGCUCACGCCACAUCCGGCUGCGGAUGCUCAGUGCCUCAGCUCACCCUCCCAGGACGCCCUCGAAAAUUGGGACCAGAGCAGAACCUGGGUGGCAGGAGGCCCCAGAGAUGCAAACUUGGCCGGACAGAGGGAACCCAGCAACCGGAGAAGGCGCUGGGCGCUGUGCACGGGCAGGGGACAUCACGGCCAGCGGAGGUGGUCCAGGCGGGACGGAGAUAAAGAGUGGCCUGGGAGGUCCACCCAGAGGGCUCUGGAAAUGAUUCGGCGGCACCGAGGACCCUGGUCCCUGCCCCUCUCUCCACCCGCUUGCCUCCCUCACAUCUCCCUUCACGUGUAGCUGAUGUUCUCAAAUCCAGAACACUGCAGAGGCAAAAGCUUCUUCCUAAUCUGCUUUUACAAGAAGCAUCAGCUCCCUUCGCUCAGUGUUCAUGGGAGCAAGGACUUUGUGCCUGGCGUUCAGAGAGCUGCCCCUGCGGGUCUGUUUCUAUGGAGCUCCUGCAGGCUGGGCGCCGACGGGCAGAGCACAGACCCUGUGCCAAAAAGGGUGUGGAGUUGCUGGGACAAGAAUGAACUGCAUAAGCUUCACGUGGGAGGGGCGGAGUCUUCCCAGUGAUCAGAAGAAAGUGGGGUUUCAACGGGACCACACCCAGCAUUUAAUAAGCAUCCACUAUGUGCCAGGCGCCGGAGUGGCAAAGAUGAGAGACACAGCCCUGGCUUUGGAAGUGAAUGUUUAGUGGGAAUGAACUUGGCCUGCAGGUGACCUCUUAGGAGGGGAGCGUCAAGGUGGGAGGUUGCCCGGGUGGAGACGGGGCACCUCCAGGGGCCUUCGUGGGCGAGACCCCUCUCACAGAGGUGGGACGAUUUUCAGGCCAGCAUUUUUCCAAACAAAGGUGCACACGUGCAUUUUAGGUGAAAUACGGCCUGGUCCCUCCGUGCCGUGGUCCGACUGGCACAAGCUAGCAGCCCUGGGGCCACAUGAGAAGAAAUGCCUUGGAGCCUAAAAAUCAGAGAGGGCUGCAAAUGAUUAACUGUUCUCUGUCCACUGAGGCUGCCUGGCUUCCCCCUCGUGGUCCCCAAACAGGAAUGAAGCAAAAGGGCUGGUGGGAAGUAUGAGGGGGUCUUAAUUUCUUUCUCUAUUUUUUUUUUUUGAGGGUGUCUUUUAUUUUUAUUAUGCCUCAGAAUUCCUCAGCUUUUUAAUUCUUGUUUUCUUUUGUUAUGUGUGUGUGUGUGCACGUGUGUGUGCACGCACGUGUGUGUACACACAUCUCACUCCUAACAAGAGUGCCGUUAUGUAAAGGUCUGGUUUUAUUUGAACCAUUGUCCCCAUUUGACAAUAUCUGCCAACAAUUCUGAGACUAUUGGCUUUUUUUUUUCCCUCCUCCCUUUCACUUAUUCAUAUUCAUUCCACAAAUGUUUCUGGAGAGCCUGGCACUGUGUUUUGCCCGGGGCAAGUGCGUACAGCCCGGACAGAAAGUUCUUACCUCCUGAGGUCUGGCAGGAAAGCAGAAGGCAAGGCAAGUUAUAGGAAUAAAUGUGUAAUUUCAGGUAGGGAUGAAGGCUAGCGAAAGGGCUGACUUUGGUCUGGGAAGGCCAUUCCAAGGAAGUGACAUUUAAGCCCAGACUUAAAGACUCGAAAGAGACCACCUAUACAUGAUGGAAGUGAGGGGGGAUGAGCAACAUCUCAGGCAGAGAGACAAGCAAGUUCAUAGAAGCAGGGGCCCCUCUCCUUAAGGACGCAGAGUUGGCCAGGGUUCUUGGAACACAGCGGAUGAUGUGCAGAAUGGGCUCGAGAGAUUCAGAGGCAACUGUCGAGGGCUCACGAUGCAUUCAAACAGGAAAGACAUCAAUGUUGUAAGAGUGAAGUGUGGGAGGUAGGAUGGAAACAGGAUGCGGCAGGUGCCUGGGGCUAACCAGUCAUUUCUAAUCUCCUUGGCCUGUGCUGCCUUCCACUUGCUUCCCCAGCCCCCCGGCAGCUAGAGGAGUCUGAGACAAAAUUCUAGCCAAUCUGACCUACACAGAAAUUUGCUAGAAGCUUCCCAGGAAAUUUUUUUUUGUUUUCCUGAUCAAGAGAGAGUGAAACGAUAGGCCCUCUCCCUUCCUCCUUUCUUUUUGCCUUUAACUCAGAUGUGAUGCCUGGAGCUGCAGCAGCUAUUUUGCAACCUUGAGGGAAAGGCCAUGAGAAUCACAAAAACAGACAAGCCACACUUCCCUCCAGAUUUUUUUUCAUGAUAAAAGAAGAAUGGCCCCCAUUUAAGACACAGUUAGUUGGGUUUUCUGCUAUUUGUUGUCAAAAGCACCCCUUGGGCUGGUACAUGGAGUAAAGAAUUAGGGCCCAAAAGAAGUGAGUAACAAUAUGGGUGAGUCUGAGCUCAAGAGCAGCAGCCUUGAGAUUCUACCAUGGAACAAUGGAUAUGGAAGAGCUGUCAUUGAUGGUUAAAUGAACCUACUGUUUGCUUGAAUAUCUCAACUUCAAGUUCCGUAUUUAUUGGGAAGGGCUAAGGGGAAAUGAAUCAAAAUCAACAAGGAUUCUUUUUUCACAUGUGAUCCUUAUUUCAUCCAAAAGCUAGUUUUGUGGACAGACAUCACUAUUUGAGAAAGAUUGCUUUCUGGGGUUUAACUCAUGUGUUUAUUGAACCUGGAUGGAGAAAGGGCCCAAGGUGAUAAAGCGUGAACAAGAGUAAGAGAAAGAAAAUUUUUCUGCACGAGCCCUGCAGAGACCUUUCUGCUGUCCCCUGGGUUUCCAGGUUUUGAAGCGCCUUGUGACAAGCAAUGCUUUGUGGAACAAGAAAGAAAAGUUAUGAGAAUGUGCAAAUUCUUUACAUAAUGUUAAAAGAAGGAGGAGGAGGAAGAGGAGAAGAAGAUAUGUAUUCAGUGUUUUGUGUUCUCUCGAGAGAACCACAUAAAUCCUUGGUAAGCAAAGGUAAUCAUUGAAAUAGAAAUCAUACAAUGGCCACAAACUCCAGAUUUCCUAGAGUUGAGGCCUCAGAAAUGUGGAUGGUUGAAAGCACAAGUCACAUCCAGGUGGGAUGAACGUGUGAGCCCUGGUUCCUAGAAUCUGACAGCGGGGCCAUCCCGGUCCUGCCCCCGUAAUCCAGUCCCAGCUGAGGUCAAGGUCCAGCUGGGCCAAGAGAAGCCACUGUGCCCCAGGGGAAGGUGCCAGCUCCGCAGUGUAGAUGCUGAUCUCACUGCUCUCUGCCUGAGCUUGCAGCAGGUUGACAUUCAAUCAACAAACGUUUGUUGAAGACCUACUAUGUACGUACCAUCUUGGGUGCUGAAAUCAUCUGAGUGCCAAGGAUUAUUGACAUAAAAGACGGCUGUCAACAUAGCUGCCAGAACUGAGAAUCAAGAACAUCGUGACGGCCACGCUGUCUACUAGGAAGUGUGCUUUCAGCUGCCUCUCAACCAAGAUGUGAUCGUUCACAUGCCUGGAAAACUCCAGAUGUGGCGUCAAUGCUGAAGAUCGAGCUGAUGUCACUGUUAGCAUCAUCUGGAGCUUUUGAAGACACAGCAGUUUGGAGGAAGUGGCCCAGGGCCUUGGUGUUAUUGAAAAGACAAAAACUUCAAGGAAGAAGCUAGGAGACACAUACUAUUCUGACUUCCUUUUCUUAACGCAAACGAAUUGCUGGUUUACGAACAUUGACGAUCAAAAAUUAGAUUUGGGGUGCAAAGGGAAGAGAGAAAGGAAAAAAGUACAAUUACAGCCGGGACGUAGACACACACAAAAAUCUCUGUAAGGAUGUUCAGAGCAGCUUUGAUUGCAAUAGCUGAAGACCCAGAACAGCCCAAAUGUCGACCAACAGAACAAUGGGUAAAUGAACUGUGGCACGUUCACACAACUGAAUACUUGUCAACAAUGAAAAAGAAACAACGGAUCUAACACAACAGCACGGGUGAAUCUCACAGACAGUGUUCACUGAGUGAAGGAGGCCAGACACAAAACCCCCGUGUGAUCCCACUGGGCCAGAGUUGAAGACGAGGUGAAAUUAAUGAAUGGUUGUUGAUAGAAAUCAGAACAGUGGUUCCUCCGGGGGAGUGGGACAGUGACAGAGGGGCUUGAGGGAGCCUGGCAUGGGCUGGGGAUGUUCUAUGUCUUGAUCUGGGUGGUGGGUACAUGGGUGUUUACACAGGUAAAAAUUCAUGGAAAUGUGCAUUUUAAGUUUUAUCUCAAUUUUUUUUUUAAAGGAAGACUAUAGACAGUCACGUGUGUGUCGUCCAAUUAUAGAGUCUGUUACGUGAUUCAUCCUGUACCUGCCUGCUUAUUAAGAUUCCCUGGGGAGUUUCUUAUAAACAUAUGUCUUGACCCCACUCCCAAGGAUUCUGGAAUAACUCAUCUGGGAACUUGGUGAUGUUUCGAAGCCCCCCAGGUCCUUGUGAUGGGCAUCCAGGGUUGAGAACUGAUAACUCUGAUGAGCCGAUCCACUACCACACAGGGAGCUUCCAGCCUGGCCCUGGGGCUUCUGUCUCAGUUGUUUUCCACAUGUCCUGAGAGACGGGAUACCAGAAGUGAUUGAAAGUUGGGGUUGUCUCUACCUCCAAGAAAUCUCAAGCAAGAAGUUGGUACAGACCUCAGGGAAGAAAAGGCUUUGUGGAAAAGAUGGAUCUCAGGUUAGAUGGGUCAAACUGAAGCAGAUGGAGAGGGGAAGGAUAAGCAUUCUAAGGUGGAAUGGCACGAACAGGGGCACAGAGGCAGACCAGCCUCGGCGUGAAAAGCACUCCCCAUCUCUCAGGGCCUCGCCCAGCUGGAAUCCUCUCCCUGCCUCCCCUCACUUCACAUGACAUUUGUACAUCCCUCAGCUUACCUCCCUGCAGGGUGACUGUCCAUUUCACACCCCUAUCUCCUUGUUAAUCCAUUAUCUCGCCCCAGAUAUCAUGAUUGAUGUAUCCACACACCGUCUGACUCCGUGGAUUCUUGGAUAGAGAGGGAGAGAGGGAUAAAGUUUCCAGCAGAGAGCUGGGAAGUCAGGCCGAAAACGGUGUCAAGUAGAUCUGAUCCAAAAUCGCUCAGCUUCUAAGGGGUGGAAAUUAACUCAGGAUCAAAUGCUGACACCAUCCGGUCCACCCACCCCCUCCAAUCUACUGUUAUCCACCUGCUCUGUGCCCGGGAGGCCGGCCCAGAGGCGCCGUGUCAGCAGAACCCCUCUGGGGCUCCCAGGUGUGUGUGGCCCUGGAGGAAGGUGAGAGGCGGGAGGAAAAAGAGGUUGGGGUACUGAUACCUCAGGCCCCCUGCUGUGGGGUCACCAUGACUGUCUCCGCCCAGAGAGGCCACAGCCCCUGACCCGCACGGCUCUCCAUCACCCACAGCAGUGUUUCUCAGCCUCUUUUCAUCAUCAUCCUUUAGGGAGACUUUCUAGACAGUUUUUUCCCCCUAAUCACCAUCUCCUUGCCACCGCAUGAAAUUGGAAUACACAAAUAUACAGUGUGUGUAUUUGCAGUUCAUAAAUAGAGUAAAAUUGGUUUCCUCUCGCGAGAAGCAAUCUUUGCCCCUUUGGGGUGAUAUUGCCCCCACUGAGAAGACAGGAACCCUCUGGACACCUUGACCCUUCCAAGCAGAGUUGCUCGCCCCAAGGGACUUCUCACCCCUUCCUGAGGUCUCUUCCCCUCACUCACACCUUGGUUCCUUUACCAAACCCUCCCUGAUUACCAUGUCUUUC
Camelus dromedarius (Arabian camel) is the source of this 9643-nucleotide messenger RNA. It is a transcript of the gene RBM19, whose product is annotated as RNA binding motif protein 19. The record is from RefSeq and is a predicted model, not a curated record. NCBI's taxonomy places the organism in Eukaryota, Metazoa, Chordata, Mammalia, Artiodactyla, Camelidae. Bases 120 to 2987 code for a protein of 955 amino acids. Gene Ontology annotation, cellular component: nucleolus. Gene Ontology annotation, molecular function: mRNA binding. The transcript is spliced from 25 exons.